Beta vulgaris subsp. vulgaris (sugar beet) is the source of this 1045-nucleotide messenger RNA. Its product is annotated as acid phosphatase 1. The coding region runs from base 111 to 848 and encodes 245 amino acids. The record is from RefSeq and is a predicted model, not a curated record. The transcript has 3 exons. Lineage: Eukaryota; Viridiplantae; Streptophyta; Magnoliopsida; Caryophyllales; Amaranthaceae.
GAUCACUUUAGCUAGUUAUAAACUAGCUAGAAGCAAGUAUGAAAUUUACAACUCAAAUUUUCCUCUUACACUAAAAACUCAACCUUAAUUACUUAAUUUUCCAACAAUCAAUGUACUUCAUUAUACUCAAUUUCCUUCUUUUCACUCUUUUACUUGUCACACCAUCACAAUCUCUUGCGCAAACAAUGAACCAAGUUGAUCAUGACUUCCUCUUCUGCGAAAGUUGGCGAUUAUCUGUUGAAACCAACAACGCUGGAAAUUGGUCUAACAUACCUGACCAUUGCCUUGAGUAUGUGAAGGAGUACAUGACUAGCAAUCGUUUCGUGUCGGAUUCUAAGAUUGUCGCCGCGAAUUCGCUGAAGUUUGCUAGAUCAGUGAACAUCUCUGGUGAUGGGAAGGAUGCUUGGGUGUUUGAUAUAGCCGAGACUCUUGUUACUUUCUUGCCUUACUAUAUAACUCAUGGAUUUGGGUCUAGUAAAGACUUCCGAGAGUGGACGAGGCGAAAUAAGGCACCGGCGUUACAGGCAAGUUUGAGUCUAUAUAAGGAGCUCCAACAGCUCGGGUUCUCGAUCGUCCUCUUGACAGGCGCGUCUGAACCUGAUAGGAAACAGACCAUAGAGUUUUUGCAGUAUGCCGGAUACAGUAACUGGGAAAGACUAAUUUUGAGGGGGGCUUCUGAUGAAGGCAAAUCGGCAUUGGAUUUUAAAUCCGGAAAAAGAAAGGAGCUAGAAGAUGAAGGUUACAGAAUCCAUGGUAAUUCAGGAGAUCAAUGGAGUGAUUUGUUGGGACAUUAUUCAAUUGCAACAAGAUCAUUUAAACUCCCUAACCCAAUGUUUUAUACUGCUUGACGAUGUUGUUCAAUACAAUACAUCGUUCAGUUGCACUAUUUAUGUGUACUACACUAGGUUCAAGUUUCUUUGGAGAACUACUUUAUAGAAGUAGUUUAUACUACUAAAUUUUGAUUGUCAUUGUAUAAGAUGCCCCUAUGUUUUGAUGUAAAACUUCGAUCAUAUAUAAAUAAAUUAAAGGUCUACGUUUUUUACUA